This is a messenger RNA of Sphenostylis stenocarpa, 1455 nucleotides long. NCBI's taxonomy places the organism in Eukaryota, Viridiplantae, Streptophyta, Magnoliopsida, Fabales, Fabaceae. The record is from the annotation of a GenBank genome assembly.
AUGCUAGCAACGGACUGUCCAUUGGAACUGUCGCUUUCGGUUUGCCUUGAUCAGUAUCGAGUAGUCGAAGAACAGAGACAAACGGUGCGACUCGCUUCUGCAAUCGCAAUGCUGCAGAGUUACGCAAAACUCAUCCUCUCCCCCACCAAAACACUUCUCUUCGGUCUCCAUUCAAACCCCAAAACCCUAACCACCGCAGCCUCAGCCCGAGACGAGUACUUCGCGGUGAUCCACCACGUCUCCAACAUCGUGCGCCGCGACUUCUACCUGGAGCGCACUCUCAACAAGCUCCGCAUCCACGUCACCCCGGAGCUAGUCUUCCGCGUCCUUCGCGCAUGCUCCACCGCCCCCACGCCCUCCCUCCGCUUCUUCAACUGGGCCCGCUCCCACCCCUCCUACACCCCCACUUCCCUCGAGUUCGAACAAAUCGUCACCACCCUCGCCCGCGCCAACAACUAUCAAACCAUGUGGUCCCUCAUCCGCCAAGUCACCCUCCACCACCGCCUCUCCCUCUCCCCCGCCGCUGUCGCCGCUCUCAUCGACGCCUACGGCCACCACCGCCACGUCGACCAGGCCGUUGAGGUCUUCAACAAGGCCGCUCUCCUCAACUGUCCCCAAACCCUCCCGCUCUACAACGCCCUCCUCAAAUCCCUCUGCCACAACCGCCUCUUUCACGGCGCCUACGCCCUCCUCCGCCGCAUGCUCCGCAAGGGCGUCCACCCUGACAAGACCACCUACGCCGUCCUUGUCAACGCCUGGUGCUCUUCCGGCAAACUCCGGGAGGCCAAGCUCUUCCUCAGGGAAAUGAGCGACAAGGGUUUCAACCCUACCCUUCGUGGCCGCGACCUUCUUGUCGAGGGCCUGCUCAACGCCGGUUACGUCGAAUCAGCCAAAGGAAUGGUCAGGAAGAUGAUCAAGGAAGGGAUCGUUCCCGAUGUUGGAACUUUCAAUGCCGUGGUGGAGACAGUGAGCAAGGAAGAGGUUCAGUUUUGCAUUGAUCUUUAUCACGAAGUUUGUGCUUUAGGGAUGGUUCCUGAUGUCAACACUUACAAGAUUCUUAUUCCCGCGGUUUCUAGAAGUGGCUUCAUUGAUGAGGCCUUUAGGUUGCUCAAUAAUUUCGUUGAGGAUGGUAACAGUCCCUUUCCUAGCUUGUAUGCGCCUGUUAUUAAGGCUCUGUGUAAGAGGGGACAAUUUGAUGAUGCUUUUUGCUUCUUUGGGGAUAUGAAGGCCAAGGCACACCCCCCUAAUCGCCCUCUCUAUACCAUGUUGAUUACCAUGUGUGGUCGUGCCGGGAAGUUUGUGGAGGCGGCGAACUACCUCUUUGAAAUGACUGAGAUGGGGUUGGUCCCCAUCUCGCGCUGUUUUGACAUGGUUACUGAUGGGUUGAAGAAUUGUGGCAAACAUGAUUUGGCUAAUAGAGUGCAACAGCUUGAAGUUUCUAUCCGUGGUGUUUGA